AUGGACCAUCAUGAAGAGUUGUCAAUUGUACACAGUGAGCUAUCACUAACCAUCUCCUCCCUUAGUAUCGUGUGUCGUGCCUUCCAAGGUGUCGGAGGUGCUGGUAUCUUCAGCAUGGUUCCGAUCAUUGUAGUGGAGAUGGUCGAGCCACAGAAAUACGGCGCAUAUAAUGGAUUCGUGUCUAUUGCGAUUGCGCUCAGCUUUUUGCUAGGUCCAUUACUCGGCGGUGCGAUCACGGACGGUACCACCUGGCGCUGGAUCUUCUGGAUCAAUUUACCUGUCGGGGCUAUCGCACUAGCUUUGAUCCUUAUCACCAUGCCGGCUGGCUUUCCCGACCGUGCCGCAAUGGCUUCUCCGAACUUAUUUGGUUUCUUCAAGAAGGACUUCAAUAUUCGUAACCGCGUCGACUAUCCGGGCUUCUUUAUGUUGUUGACUACUUGUGUCUUGCUUGUCGUUGCUAUAGAGGAAGCGGGUACUGAUUAUGCCUGGAACUCCGCGUUGGCUCUUACCUGCUUGGUAUUAGCAGGCGUCAUAUUCAUCGCUUUUAUCACUUGGCAAUGGUAUAUGGAUUACUCCAAGUCUCCGCGGGAGCCCGUCUUUCCUUGGCAGUUCGUGAAGAACAGGGUGCUGAUGGGAAUGUAUCUCCAAGCCUUUCUAUCCGGUAUUCCUUUCGUCACUUUUGUCAUCGAACUGCCUCUUCGCUUUAUAAGUAUCAAUGGCAAGUCCGCGUUCGAUUCGGGUGUAGGUGUCUUACCAUUCACAUUGGGCAUUGGCGUCUCGUCCGGACUGGCGGGCAUGUUCUUAGCCAAAGGUCGCGUCCCAGUCAUUCCACAAGUAUUAUUCGCAAGCAUACUGCAAAUCCUAGGAACGGGGCUGCUAUACUCGGUGCCGGUCACCACACAUAUUCCUGCCCGCAUAUACGGAUAUCAAGUCCUUGUUGGAAUGGGCGCUGGCUUCAGUCUCACUUCGCUCAUCAUGACUGUGCCAGCCAUAGUAGACCGACGCGUUUUAGCGGUCGGCAUGGGGGGUGUUACACAAAUGCGUAUCUUAGGUGGUGCGCUUGGAACUUCAAUCGCAACGAACAUUCUAAAUACCACGGCGAAAAGUCGGCUGGCGACGGAAAUCUCAGCCGAGACGCUUUCUCGUAUACUCAAAGAUGUCUCAUUGGUUAAGACUCUUUCUUCGGCCGAUCAAUUGUUGGUUCAAGCUGCGUUUGGGGAGGGAUUUAAAAGACAACUGGCUAUGAUGUUAGGCUUCUGUGCUGCUGAAGUUAUUGCCGUGGCGAUGAUGAUGGAGUGGCCACUGCGACGGCUGCAAUAA
Penicillium verhagenii is the source of this 1320-nucleotide messenger RNA. RefSeq lists its product as uncharacterized. Lineage: Eukaryota; Fungi; Ascomycota; Eurotiomycetes; Eurotiales; Aspergillaceae. Gene Ontology annotation, molecular function: transmembrane transporter activity. The record is from RefSeq and is a predicted model, not a curated record. The transcript is spliced from 3 exons. Gene Ontology annotation, biological process: transmembrane transport. The coding region runs from base 1 to 1320 and encodes 439 amino acids.